AUGGACAACGAAUUCGAGGAGGCAGAUGAGAGAUGGGAGAGUGAACCGACGACAGACUCAUCGAGGGAGUUCGUCGUGGCGAGGCAACACGACUCGAGAGCGCACCGAUACCUCCAUCUCCCCGACGAGAUCAUCAUCCAAAUCGUGGCCCACGUCGCUCAAGGGCCAUGCGCUCAGCAAGCCCUCUUUACUAGCUGUCUGCUAUCACGAGCAUGGUACGAUGCAGCCGUCGAGCCCCUCUACCGCCGCCCCCAACUGUACGGCCCAAAUUUCGACCCCUUCGUGCGCGCCAUUUGUCCGAGCAUCAACCUACACGUGCGCAAGAGUCCGUUGGCGGGGUUGGUGAAGGCGCUCGACAUGUCACGGCUAGUGCACCAGGGCAGCAAAACCGUGACGGCAAGGCUGCUAGGCCGGACGAAAGACGUGCUGGAAGAAUUCAUGGCACCGCGCGCGAGCUUCUCCAUACACUGCUUCCCUGCGUUGGCCAAGUGCUCCAAACUGCGCACGCUCGAUCUGAGUCUCGUUUCGGAGUCGCCACCUCUGCCAGACAUCUUCAAAUCCAUCUCGCGCCUGACCUCGCUCCGGUCAUUGAAACUACCCCGGAGCACAGGUUUCGGCGUACACCAAAAGGCCGCCUCCUUCGACAGCUGCUGGCCCCCGCAACUCGUCGACCUCACCCUCUGCGGCGGCAUCGACGCCCACUUCCUCCACGGCGUCGCCAGCUUCCCAUCCACGCUCCGCAGCCUCACAAUCGAGCAUUGCCCCCUAGCGCGCUCCGCAGCCGUCACACACCUCCUCCGCACCGCCGUCCGGCCACUCCAGAACCUCGAGCGCUUCCAAAUCUCCCACAUGCCGCGCCUAUCUUCGCACGCGCUCGACGACAUCCUCGUCCUUCUCCCGCAAAUCUCACACCUCUCUGUGUCCGUCGACUACCUCUCGCCCUCCGUCUUCGACAGCGCGCGAUACUCCAACGCCUUCUCCAAGGACCCCGACAGCCCUGUCCCGCUCUGCCAACCGCAUCUCCGCACUCUCGAGCUGACUAGCACCGACUACUCGACCAGCAUAUCGGAGGAGAAUCUGGCGCCCAUCGACAUCAUCAUCGCGCUCGACGAGGGUACACUCCCGGGUCUGCGCCGCGUGCGGGUCGCGCGAAGUCUCGGCUGGGACUCUGCAGACGUCGCGCCGGAUACGGAGGCGCUGGGCGAUGCGUUGCAGGAAGGGGCGCGACGCGACUGGGAGCGCAAGGAAUGGGUAUUCGCAGACAUGACCGAGGAGCAAUACUCCAAAGCAGCAGCAUGCUGGGAGUCCGUAAGUGGAGUAUGGGUCUUCGAAAGUGCAUAG
Molecule: messenger RNA, 1341 nt
Organism: Neohortaea acidophila
Lineage: Eukaryota; Fungi; Ascomycota; Dothideomycetes; Mycosphaerellales; Teratosphaeriaceae
Exons: 1
Coding region: 1-1341 (446 amino acids)
Source: RefSeq, a predicted model, not a curated record